UGUGUCCUAAGUCUAGGCCAAAACUUGGUAAACAAAUUCAGAUUAUGUUGAAAUGUAGAGAACAUUAGUAUUUGUGUUAUAGGAUCAUAUUUGCUUUUGUUCUUUAAGGGUUAAAAUAAUUCUGUACUCUCCUGGUGAUGUUAUUCAUAAUAAAUUUUUUAAAAAAUUAAUAAAUAUUUUAAUCACACUAAUGUGCAGGGCUUUUUAUUUGUUAAAAUUAUUACUUGUAGACUAUUUCCACUAGAAUACACAAGUUAAUAUAGAUUAGAUAAGAUUAGAUUCACACAGGCAUAAAAGGAACUCCCACUAAAUACGAAAACACAUUGCAGACAUAAACCUCGGUAUGAGUGGGCGAUGUGGUUUUACUUUUAACCACACACAUAUCUGAUUGAAAAGCAAGGGGAAGCUGUGUCAGUUCGUUUAAAAAGCGCUACCAAGAGUACAGAAGUCACAUAUGAACCUGUAAUCUAAAGGUAAACCUGCUUGGUGCUGCACACAAAAAGAGUUUGAGAAACGUUUUGAAACGUUCAUUGUGAAUCUGUAACUCUUAUAGGACUUUCUUAAACACCAUGAAGUGGCUUUUAAUUUCUUGCAUCACUGUGAUGGUUUACCUGCUGAUGCCACAGUGUCAAGCCUUCAUCGUCAUAGAAUCAAUGGUGAAUGAAGCCCUGACCCUCCUGUGUAACUGCUCAGGAAAUUGUCCAGUGGUUCGGUGGAUCCGCUUCAUUCCUAACAAAGCUGUCAUUGUUCAGCAGAUUUGUUCAAAACAAGAGAAUUUUAACAAAAGACUUGCACUACCAGGAGAUACAAGUAGAGGAGAUUUCUCCCUGAUGAUCAGUUCAGUAGCCUACACUGAUGCAGGCUCUUACAUGUGCAGAUGUAAUGAAAUAUCAGUGACAGAAGUAAAGCUGAAAGUUAUCAUUCCGACAGUUGUAAAGGCUUUCGAGGGGAAGAACGUCACUCUCCCGUGUUACGGAGACACUCGACAAGUCGUUAAAGAUGUAAAGUGGAAGAAAGAUGGACACGAGGUCCUGCUGUACACUCCUGCAAACAGAUGGAUGACUAAACAAAACAGAUUCACAAUGUCAGUUGAAGGCUUUCUAGACGGUGAUCUCUCUCUUCACAUCAGUCCAGUUCACCUGUCUGAUACAGGAUUAUAUCAGUGUCUCAUCCACGAUGAAUCUCAGGACGGAGAACCACGAGCUGUGUUACUGAAGGUAGAAGUUUACCUGCUGAUGCCACAGUGCCAAGCCUUCAUCGUCAUAGAAUCGAUGGUGAAUGAAGCCCUGACCCUCCUGUGUAACUGCUCAGGAAUUUGUCCAGUGGUUCGGUGGAUCCGCUUCAUUCCUGACAACGUUGUCGUUCAGAGCUGGAACUGUUCAAAACAAGAGAAUUUUAACAAAAGACUUGCACUACCAGGAGAUACAAGCAGAGGAGAUUUCUCCCUGAUGAUCAGUUCAGUAGCCUACACUGAUGCAGGCUCUUACAUGUGCAGCUGUAAUGAAAAAUCAGUGACUGAAGUAAAGCUGAAAGUUAUCAUUCCGACAGUUGUAAAGGCUUUCGAGGGGAAGAACGUCACUCUCCCGUGUUACGGAGACACUCGACAAGCCGUUAAAGAUGUAAAGUGGAAGAAAGAUGGACACGAGGUUCUGCUGUACACUCCUGCAAACAGAUGGAUGACUAAACAAAACAGAUUCACGAUGUCAGUAGAAGGCUUUCUAGACGGUGAUCUCUCUCUUUACAUCAGUCCAGUUCACCUGUCUGAUACAGGAUUAUAUCAGUGUCUCAUCCACGAUGAAUCUCAGGGCGGAGAACCACGAGCUGUGUUACUGAAGGUAGAAGGGCAACAACAAUUCACAACCACCAACAGCGCUCCAGUUUCAGGAGGGUUUGCACUGCUAGGAUUGUUCAUCUCUGUAGUGAUCAACAUUUACAUUACAUGAGAUUACCUGAUCAUUUUUAUUACAUGAGAAAAUGCAGAGACCAGAUUUUAUCUAAGACUGCAGGAUCUUUAGCUUUCCUGUACAUCACCGUAUUGUUGUCCUGUAUGUUCCUUUUAUUCUGUGUGUUUAUUGUCCUGUUCUCAUCUCACACUGUAUGCAAUCUUAUGUACUGUUACAUGUUACACCAUGGUACUGGAGUCAUUUUUGUUCUAUAAUGUACAAGCUAUAUAGCUGUGAUUUGUGAAGGGACUCAUGGCUGGUGAGGCACUGACUCUUUUAGAGUCAGAUUUACAAAUAUAUGAAUUCAAUCGAGUAUCUUAAAUUCACCAUUCAGGUGGCUGCUUGCACAUUGAUUAAUAGUUAUUUAUUACCUACUGUUUUAACUUGAACAGUCAUAUUAAAUGAAGAGGAAACACAACAGUAUUUAAACGUCUAAACAAUGACUUAAUUAACAUUUACUUGUAUUCAACUUCUUCUGAAAAAGAUUUUGAAAUGCUGGAGCCACCACAAGUGUUUUAUUUCCUUUGUUUUAAACCAUAUUUAACUCUUGUGUUGUCCUCCUAUACAAAUUAGGCGCGCUGAGUUUGUCAGCAGACUUGACCUUGUCUGUUUUGACCGCUUAUAAAAAACGAACUAUAUAUGAUAGCUUUUUUUUUUAACUUCUAACUUCUUUCCAACAUAUUAACAUAUAUUUUGAAAAAAAAAAUUGUCAUAUUUGGUAUAAUAAACCUAAUUAUUAUG
Molecule: messenger RNA, 2684 nt
Organism: Tachysurus fulvidraco (yellow catfish)
Lineage: Eukaryota; Metazoa; Chordata; Actinopteri; Siluriformes; Bagridae
Product: neural cell adhesion molecule 1-like
Exons: 7
Coding region: 570-1943 (457 amino acids)
Biological process (GO): immune response; cell surface receptor signaling pathway; T cell costimulation
Cellular component (GO): external side of plasma membrane
Source: RefSeq, a predicted model, not a curated record